UGUCUUCGCUCGUGAAGAAGAACCUUCAGUGUCGUGAACGCCAGAUGCCCCUGGUUUCUCAUUCAAAUAGACGCAGAGAUGUCGAGGCUAGAGCAGGUCAGGAGUGACGUGUAAAGGAUAAUAAUACGGCUGGUCAUGUACGUGUGACAUACAAGGAAGUCUCAUCCACCAUGGGAAGCAGAGCAUCAAAGAGUGCCGCCGGAGAGGAACCAGCUAAAACAACUUUAUUUGAGAGGGAGCCCAGUGGGAUCACAUACAGGAUUCCUGCUCUCAUCUACCUGAGGCACUGUCGCACCUUCCUCGCCUUUGCAGAGAAAAGAGCCUCCUCCUGUGACCACGAUGCCAAAAUCCUGGUGAUGAGAAGAGGUCUGCAGAAAGAGGAUGGAUCUGUUCAGUGGUCAUCCAGUCAGGAGCUUUCUACUGCAUGCCUACCAAACUACCGCACCAUGAACCCCUGUCCGGUGUACGAAAAGAACAGCAAGAGGCUGUUUCUGUUUUUCAUCUGCGUUUUGGGAAAUACCACUGAGAUAAAGCAGAUCAUCACAGGUAAGAACAAGACCCGUCUCUGUUGUGUUAGCAGCAGCAACGAUGGACAAACCUGGAGCAACGCCACAGACUUGACAGAGAGCGUGAUUGGGGAGGCUGUGCACAAAUGGGCCACGUUUGGUGUAGGCCCAGGCCAUGGCGUUCAGCUGGAGAACAACAGGCUGAUCAUCCCUGCCUACACCUAUUAUAUCCCCUACAGGUGCUGCUCCUUUCCUGUGCCCUUCACAGUGUACCCACGCGCUCUCACCGUGUACAGCGAGGACUUUGGACAGACAUGGCACAUAGGUAAGAAGCUCCAAAAGAAGUCUUGUGAAUGUGAGAUGGCAGAGAUUAUAGACCACGAGGGUAGGAGUCACCUUUACUGCAACGCUCGUCACAGUGGGGGCCACAGAUGCGAGGCCCUCAGUGAGAACAGCGGCGUUUACUUCGACAAGCCCCACACGGCGUCAGAGCUGGUGGAACAACCCUCUGGCUGCCAGGGCAGUGUCAUUGGCUUUCCCGCGCCAGAGUUCAUCCCCAACAACGACGCUGAGAGCAAAGCUUGUGGCACGUCCCUUUUGUCGCCAGACACACAAACCUGGCUCCUCUUCAUGCACCCGACCAACAAGUCCAGCCGGCGGGACAUGGGGGUGUAUUUGAACCGGUCGCCCCUGCACUCGUCUGGAUGGGACAAGCCCAGGAUCAUCCACAGGGGCCCCAGCGGCUACUCUGACCUGGCUUACAACGUGGACAAGGAUCAGUUUUCCUGCCUGAUGGAAUGUGGGAAGGAGAGCGAGCUAGAGCAGAUUGCGUUUACUACUUUUUCCCUCAAUGAUGUAAUGCAGAUAGGAGACAAGAAAGACAAGAAGAUGCUCUGAGUUGAGGCAGUUUUAAAGCUCUAAAUGAUCCUGCACACCAAACGAAAAGACAAACAACUAGAAGCUACUAAAAGUGUGGUGCAGUGACGUUCGUCUGUGUUUAUUAUUGUUCUACACUCUGGAGAUGUUAAUGCAUGCAGCUGUUGUGUGUUUUCUUGUCUCUUUGUUCACAUGAGUAAAUUAAGUCUUAUUAUUGUCAUGCAAGUGUAUGAAAAGCAUUUUUUUAAUAGAAUAGUCAUUUGAUGUUAAGCAUGCUGUGUUGGAUUGUCAUUUUUUAAGCAGGCUUUGUGUUUGGCAUGCUUGAUUAGCUCCCCAUAGGCGUUUCUGCGUCUUGUCAGUCUUUUCUGAGCAGAGGAGAGAAUCAGCCUACCUCUUUGUGUUCAGACAAUGAUCAUAAAGGCCUUUUAAAGUUGAAUGCAGAGUUCCCCGUUUCACUGUUAGACUACUUUAUUUCACAUAUGCCUUCUGCUGUGUUGUUUAUGCUCAGGCUGUGCAGCGGCCUGCCCGUGAGUGCCAUAAAUCAGUCAGUUACACUGAAGAGAAAAGCUGAUCAACAUCUGUGAAAUCAUGGUUUAACAUGUCAGAACCAGCAUUCAGAUCCCGAUCCUGUGACUAAAGCACAGCACUGUAAGGUCAUUAUCAGAUGUGAUUUGAUUCUAAAGGGGUUUUUAUGUGAGGAUAGAAGAUUUAAAAUCCCUUUUCUGAAAUUUGUAUGAAGCCAUCGAAGAGAGGGUAAAACCUGAGAAAUGGGCUACGUCUCCUACUGGUUCCUGCGAGACUUCUCAGUGCAGCAUAUUUAGAUCUGUGAUGCCCCUGAGAUUAAGGUACAAGACUGUCUAUAGAUUAUUUUAUUGUAAAAUAUUUUGUUCAGAAGUAGCCCACAAAUUAGCUGUAUGGGUAGUGUGUAUUUCUGAGCUGUGUAGGACCAAAUGAGUAUAACCUGAGUUUUGUCUGAAUCCAGAGUUUCACAUGCCUUUUGUGUCUUUUAGAAGAAGCUAGUAUUGGGUUUCAUCUGGCUCCGUAGAUCUAGAUAUUUCUGGUUGAUAUCUGCAUGCACACCCGUACAGAUGCACACAGUGUUGCCUAAAACAGAGCAUGUAUAUGGUAAAAAUGAUGUAUCCUAGUAUAGAACUUUGUGGAACUCCAUUACUAAAGGACUGACCACAUCAGGAGGAAUCACUGCAUCUUUUAAUUUUUUAUUUGUUCUGAUGUGGAUUGCAGAGGUGGCCUCAGCCAGAUCUAUAUGAAUGAUUUUAGAGAAGAUGAGUUUCUGUAAUCAUUAAGUUAAAUAGAUCAUAUUUAAUUGUGUAAUUUAUUCAUCUACAUGUGUUUAAGGGGUCGAUGUCAACCCAGUUUAAAAUGGUUACCACAACUGACAAUAACAAAAGAAUUAGAGAUGUACAAUAUUGGCUUUUUUUUAAUCAAUAUCUGAUGCACCAACGUAGACUAACUCUCAAUUUUUACAUACUGACAUCAUUCACUGCCGGCCGUUUCCUGAUCAGUAAAGGCCUUCGCUGCCAGCAUUUCUCACUGUUUUUACUGGUUUUUUAAGAGUCACAGAACGUUGCACGCUAGGAUGAUUUCGACGCAAAAAUAACCAAGACAAAGCAGAGACUCACCUCUUACAUCAGGAAGAAUCUGCACAUUUCGAGCGUUAUCCAUUGUUCCAUAAUCCGUUGUUGAAUUGUGAUUGGCAGAAGCUUUUCCGGUUCGCACCUCUUUUUUUUUUUUUUUUUUUUUUUUUUUUUUUUACACAGCACCGGCCCAAAAACGAUCUAACACAUGAAUUUUCUGCUUCCUGAUCAUGUGACGUGUAGCGUAUGCGGAUGAAGAUCGGCUUUAGAGCUGAGAUGUUUGUUCUCACGGUGCGGGGGCUCGUUCUGACGCCCACAUAGGAAAAAAAUGCAAAUGACGAAAGUAAGUGAGUUAAUACAUGUCAGCUACUAACAAACAAAAUAGGAAAACUUCUUCAUUCUAAAUUAGGCCAGUUGUGCCAAACAAACUCAAAUAUCUCAAUAACUAUUGACCAAUUGCACGUGAUGUCACGCUGUUCAUGAAGCUGCCCCCUGUGUCAUGAUGGAUGGCAGAGAAACUGUUUACACAUGUCAAACCUCCUGUGAAGCUUGUCAAAAAGGACUUUGGUGCUUGUGAACAUCAUGUUCAGGAAUAAAGAUGUCCAUAUGUGCUCUUUGCACCAAGAUUCCUUAGGCCACAGUUCAAAGAUCGACUUAAUUGUCUCAUCUGAUCUGCGGCUGCAUGAUGUGUAAAAGUUGUCGGAGUAAAAACUGAUUCCAAUAAUUUCAGAUAUUAUGUUUUAAUGCCAAUAUCAGUCAGCAAUAGGGCUGCAACAAAGGAUUAUUAGGAUCAUUGCUCCUGAUCUUUAAUCGGAUGGGGUCUCUACUUGAUUAAUCGGAAUAAACAGGAAAAUGUAAAAACUACUGUGAAAACAUUUUUUCUCCUUCUUUUACUUGAACAACAUGAUUAGAAAACAGUUCAAUAGCGUGCAAAACAACACGCUAUCACCUAAAUAUAUCCAUAAGUAAACAGUCAGUAAAAUGUAAUGUAUUUCAUUAACAUGUAAGCUACUGGAAAUGCUAACAACAUUUAGUUUCUACUGCUAAAAAUGGAAUGGUGACAUAUCUAUUAUGUACGGGUUAGCAAAAAGUACAUUUUAAAUUAUGUUCACAGUGGCUUGCCAUAUUCCUGCAGCAGAGCAGAUGGAAGCAGCAACCUGACUGCAGACAGCUUAGUCAACAGGAUGAUGGGGACUUUUCUUCUGCUUGUAGAGUUUAGAUGUUCUUAGUUUCACGACCACCAUGUUUUUUUGGAUACCACUUGAUCAUGAGACUGCUACCGGCUAGCAUUAGCUAACGUGCCUGUACUUUGGAUCCCAAACGUUGGACCGUUUCUGCCUUUGUGUUUUUGCUGGUUUCUCUGUUUUCCUCCACAGCGCCUAGAUUGGCACUGUGCGCCAGUAAAAAGCAUCUUCCUCACAGUAACAGGCAACUUACCUUUGUUCAAUAAAGUUCUGGGGAAAAGUGCUAGGACUAAAAGUAGUUAAUCGCGUUGUCAAUGCAUUUCUUCAUUGAUGUUUUGCAAUUGUAUCGAUUUGUUGUUGCAGCCCUAGUUGAUAAUAUCUGACAUCCCAAAAAAAUGUCCAAAACUUGGUCAGUUUUUCAGAUGUUGAGCAAGAAUUUGGUUUAAACCAUCUUUGUUCUUGUUGCGGGCGGUCUUUAACUUGGACGGUUGUAGAAAAGUCAUUCCUGACAGGAAAACUCUGGAAUUAAACAUAUUAAUAUGACUUCAGAUUAAAUGGAAUUAAGAUAAAAUGGAUUAAGUGGUGAGGCUGAAACUGAUAUUUAAAGUAUUUUUGUGUGGACAGCAGAAACUGCUUCAGAUACAGCGGGUACGGAAAGUCAAAUUUUCACUCUUUGUUAAAUUGCAGCCAUUUGCUAAAAUCAAUUACAUUCAUUUUUCUCUUCAUUAAUGUACACACAGAACCCCAUACUGACAAAAACAAAAAAACAAAACAAAAAUAGAAUAAAAAAAGUUCUGCAGAUGAAUUUCUAAAUAAAAAUUGAAACAUUUCGUGUUUCUAAAUAUUCAGACUUUGCUCAGCAUUUAGUAGAAGCACUUUUGAGCUGAAACAGCCAUGAGACUUCUUGGUAAAGAUGCAACAGGUUUAUUACACCUGGAUGUGGGGAUCUUCUGCCUUGCAGAUCCUCUCCAGUUCUGUCAGGCUGGAUGGUGAACGUUGGUGGACGGCCAUUUUUAGGUUUCUCCAGAGAUGCUCAGUUGGGUUUAAGUCUGGCUGGGCCAUUCAAGAACAGUCACAGAGUUGCCAUGAAGCCACUCCUUCAUUAUUUUAGCUGCUUAGGGUCAUGUUGGCGGGUAAACCCUCAGCCCAGACUGAGGUUCUGUGCACUCUGGAGAAGGUUCUUGUCCAGGAUAUCCCUGUAUUUGGCCGCAUUCAUCGUUCCCCCAACUGCAACCAGUCGUCCUGUCCCUGCAGCUGAAAAACACCCCCACAGCAUGAUGCUGCCACAACUAUGCUUCACUGAGGGGACUGGACAAUUAAUGAACCAGGUCUGGUUUUCUAAACACAUUCCGCUUCUCUCAUCAGACCAGAGAAUCUUAUUUCUCACCAUCUCGGGGGUCCUUCAGGUAUCUUUUAGCAAACUCCACUCAGGCUUUCAUGUAUCUUGCACUGAGGAGUAGCUUCCGACGGGCCACUCUGCCAUAAAGCUGAGGUUUGCAGUGAUGGCUGACUUUCACCAACUUUCUCCAUCUCCUGACUGCAUUUGUCACCAAGGCUCUUCUCCCUCGGUAGCGCAGUUUGGCUGGAUGGCCUGCUCCAAGGGUUCUGGUCGUCCCAAACAUCUUCCAUUUAAGGAUCAUGGAGGCCACUGUGCUCUUAGGAACCUAAAGUGCAGCAGAUAUUUAAUUUUGUAACCUUGGCCAGAUCUGCGCCUUGCCACAAUUCUGUCGGACCUCUGUGAUAUUUCAGUUUGUCUUUAACAACUGCAGACGUUUAUAAAAUUCUGUGUUUAUCUGUCAGUAUGUGUACAUAAUUGAGGAAAAAAUCAAUUUAAUUGAUUUUAGCAAGUGACUGCAGUAUAACAGAGUGAAAAAUUGACUGGUCUGAAGACUUUCUGCACCCACUGUAUGGGUGUGUUUGGAUAAGCCAUCGUUAAUAUGGUCUAAAUUAACCCGAUCCUAAAGCAGAUGUAUUCUGCUUUAUAAACAGCCACUGUUGUGUUCAUUCCCUAGCGUUCCAUGUGAACAUUAAGUCUCCCCUUCCAGUUAGCUAAUGGGUCCCUGGAACAAAGAAAAAAAUGAAAGCAAGGCCAUAAAAGUCAUUUUCUAAUCCGCUUUUCCUUACUCCCUGACUCACAUGUAUGUUGUACUUCAAUUUAAAUGGAAAAAUAUAGCGUAGCUUAGCUGCUACGUACCACAUGGCUAGAUUUAUAGUGGUUUUCUCCACGCUUGAUGCUUCUUCUCACGUUCUGAAAGGAAGGAUUUGAAGCUUGCUAAAGUCACAGCCAUUUGUUUCUCUUCUUCUCUGUCUGGUUGGAUGUCCUCAAUUUGGUGAGACGAACAUUUGUAGUUCGCUACGUCUUUUCACACAAAACCUAAAAUAAAUGUGGUCGCUUCUUGAAAAUAAGCACUUUCUUGGCAUCAAAAUGUGUCUUUAAAAUUCACGGACAUCAUAUGUUAAAUCAUAGCACGUAUCCAAUGGGAUCAGAAAAUAACUCAUCCGCUCAUAGACUUGCAUUCAUUUUUUUGGGCAGUUGGAGACCCAUGGUCCAGAAGUAGAUGGGCACGACUUAUGUCCCUUAUUAGUUUUGCAUUGAAUUGAAUUGAUGUGCUGCAUUUAUGUGCUGCUGGUGACACUUACACUUGUAAAUAACCAUAUGAUUCCAUUUAAAUAACCAUGCUGUUUUAAAGGUUUGCAAAGUAAUGCAGCGUGUAUCUCUGACAUUUUGCAGACAGGAGCUGUCUUAAGGUAGGAGCAAUACACUUUGGUAUUGGUAGCGCCCUAAUAGCCAUAUGCUCAUCGGUCUUGUUGGACACGAUCUCUUUUUCUCUAAACCAAGGCUGUUCAUGAGUUAAUUUAUAAUUUAAAUUUUUACACAGAAACAAACUUCAGAGUCCCUUUAAUUAGGUAAAAAUAUAUUUUCUUAAUAUUACAGAUAACUUAUUCAAUGAGUUUUACUCUCCUCAGCAUUGUUUUAAAUUUAAUUCCUAGUAGUUUGUGAUUUUUUAAAAUCUUUGCAGCAUUUUUAGACACGUGAGGUACGAUGAGCAGGUAAACUUCCUGCUGUAUGAACACAGGUGUGCAGCCGCAGAAGAGGGUUCAAAGCCACCUGGAAGUUUCACUUAAACAUAACUUGACGGACUUUAAACUCCUUUUUGCCUUUUUUUUGAAAAAUGCCUCAAAGGUGGCCCUGCACUAGUUUAAAUGUGUGGUUCCAUUAAUUGUUGUAGAAAGUGACACAAUGUGCAUGAAACGUAUUUUAGUAAAAAAUAAAGAUUUUAUGAUUACA
This is a messenger RNA of Nothobranchius furzeri (turquoise killifish), 7450 nucleotides long. Its product is annotated as sialidase-3. Gene Ontology annotation, biological process: ganglioside catabolic process; oligosaccharide catabolic process. Gene Ontology annotation, cellular component: intracellular membrane-bounded organelle; membrane; cytoplasm. Gene Ontology annotation, molecular function: exo-alpha-sialidase activity. NCBI's taxonomy places the organism in Eukaryota, Metazoa, Chordata, Actinopteri, Cyprinodontiformes, Nothobranchiidae. The record is from RefSeq and is a predicted model, not a curated record.